Helianthus annuus (common sunflower) is the source of this 438-nucleotide messenger RNA. RefSeq lists its product as uncharacterized. The transcript has a single exon. Bases 1 to 438 code for a protein of 145 amino acids. The record is from RefSeq and is a predicted model, not a curated record. NCBI's taxonomy places the organism in Eukaryota, Viridiplantae, Streptophyta, Magnoliopsida, Asterales, Asteraceae.
AUGAACAGGAUCCCUACGGCGGAUGCUUUGAGUAAAAGGGGGAUUGUGGUGGGAGAUGGGCUGUGUCCUCUUUGCAAGUCGGAAGCCGAGUCGGUGGAUCACCUCUUCACAUCGUGUUAUGUGGCGGUCAUCCUUUGGCAUAAGGUUAGCCGAUGGUGUCGAAUCCCUCCUAUUUUUGCGUUCUCUUUUAAAGAUUUGUUGGAAGUGCACAAGUCGAACCAUGUUAAGAUCGCUGAGAAGAUGAUUGUUCAAGGUGUUGUGUACUCGGCUUUAUGGUGCUUGUGGGCGGCUCGGAAUAAGGGGAUUUUCUCGGGUGUUGAGGUCAAAGUGGAGAACAUUUUUUGUGAGUUAAAGUCCCUUGGUUUUUUAUGGUUCAAGUAUAGAUCUAGAAACAACCACAUCUCGUGGCUGGAUUGGUGUAAUUUUGAUUUGAUGUAG